Messenger RNA from Carica papaya (papaya), 1397 nucleotides. RefSeq names its product cysteine-rich receptor-like protein kinase 10. Gene Ontology annotation, molecular function: protein kinase activity; ATP binding. NCBI's taxonomy places the organism in Eukaryota, Viridiplantae, Streptophyta, Magnoliopsida, Brassicales, Caricaceae. Gene Ontology annotation, biological process: protein phosphorylation. The record is from RefSeq and is a predicted model, not a curated record.
CCUAAAAACUCAAAAAAUAAUGGACUACUUUAAUAAUUGAGUCUUGAGUCAACCAAAACACGGCUUUGACGGUACCCAGUCAACGGCGUCUCCGUUUAACGGAUCAAUUUUUUUAUAUGCCGUACGAUCGAACCGAAAGUUUCACCUGGAUUUGUGCCGGGAGGUGGUGGUGUCUUCAUGGGGUUCUUGUCCAGCCUUUUCACCUGCUUCAGUCACGAGCCUGAAGACGAGGAAGAAUGAAAUAUCUCCUUCGAGCUUCGCACUCUUCAGGUUUCCACCAACUUCUUCUCUAAGAGUAACCUUCUCGGCGAUGAUGGCUAUGGUCCCCUCUAUAAGUAGGGACUGAUGUCGAAUGGUCAAUAAGUGGCUGUUAAGAAGCUUUCAGCAUCACAUGUGCCAAUGAAGUUCCGAAAUGAGGUGAAGCUACUAACCGAAAUCCACCAUGAGAACUUGGUUACCUUGCUGGGAUAUUGUGAAGAAGGCCCUGAGAGGAUGCUUGUUUAUGAGUAUCUCCCAAAUGGAAACCUUGAUAACUUUCUCUUUGAUAAAGACAAAUCUUUGUGCUUGGAUUGGACAACCAGAUUUCAGAUAGUCACAGAAGUGGCACGAGGUAUACUCUACCUGCACGAAGAAGUGCCUGAAAGGAUCAUUCACAGGGACAUCAAAGCUAGUAACAUAUUGCUUGAUGAGCAGUUGAAUCCUAAAAUUUCAGGUUUUGGCUGGGCAAGACUCUUUCCUGGGGAAGACACCCAUGUGAAUACAUUUAGGAUUUUUGGUACUCAUGAUUAUAUGGCACCCGAAUAUGCACUUCAUGGAUAUUUAUCUGUAAAGACCGAUGUUUUCAGUUAUGGUGUCUUGUUGUUAGAAAUUGUAAGUGGGAGAAGGAACCAUGACGGCCGACUUGGCAAGGAAAUGCCAGACCUCAUGAACUAUGCUUGGACACUUUAUAAAGACGGGAAGAUGCUGGAGUUAAUGGAUUCAAGUCUUGCCAAGUACAACCGGGAUGAGGCAGCCAUGUGUAUUCAGCUAGGGUUGUUAUGUUGUCAGCAAAGUAUAACAGAUAGGCCUGACAUGAACUCUGUUUGUCUCAUGCUUUCAAGAGACACAUUUACACUGCCAAAACCCGGAAAGCCUGGAAUUCAAGGCCGUUUAGGUCGAUGGACGACUACUUCUGCUUCUGCUUUCACUAACACUAAUGCUACCAGUACCAACACUGGUAUUACCAACGCAUCAGGAGGCAGUAGUUAUGCAGAGGAUUAUUCUAGGAAUUCCAUUACGGUUUCUUCUUUUGAUGAAGGUAGAUGACUGCCUUUUGUAAUUUUUUGAGAGAGAUUGUUAUUGGUAAUGUUCUAUGUAAAGAUUUAUUCAUGUGUUUAUAAGAUAAUUAAUUUCAUUUA